This is a messenger RNA of Babesia bigemina, 255 nucleotides long. RefSeq lists its product as hypothetical. NCBI's taxonomy places the organism in Eukaryota, Apicomplexa, Aconoidasida, Piroplasmida, Babesiidae. The coding region runs from base 1 to 255 and encodes 84 amino acids. The transcript has a single exon. The record is from RefSeq and is a predicted model, not a curated record.
AUGGAACAGGAGGAUGAGGGCGAUAAAGAUGGCUAUGACGAUAGCGGUGACGAUGUUGAUAAACGUAUAUCUACAACAAUCACAGUCACAACUCCACACAUCUUUCUCUGUGCACUUUGGACACUCAUGAAAAUCAUGAUCGCCGUUUUCUUCUCUGAAGUUUUUGCAAACUUUGCAUUCGUGUUCUCCAGUACACGCUUUACAACACCACGGACAGCAAUUAUAAGAGGGGCCAAUACAGUCUCCGCCCCUUAA